Molecule: messenger RNA, 1665 nt
Organism: Fulvia fulva
Lineage: Eukaryota; Fungi; Ascomycota; Dothideomycetes; Mycosphaerellales; Mycosphaerellaceae
Exons: 1
Coding region: 1-1665 (554 amino acids)
Biological process (GO): regulation of DNA-templated transcription
Molecular function (GO): DNA-binding transcription factor activity
Source: RefSeq, a predicted model, not a curated record
AUGUCAGAUCGGCCUCAUGACCACGCCCCUCGGGAUAGUUUGAUUACAAGUAGCAACGAAGCGAUCCCACCUCGAUAUCAGAGCUCACCUGCACCGCUCGAUCAGUAUGCAAGACCCCCACCCGCACAUUCGACCAGUGCACCAUCGCCGACUUUGUAUCGGCAACCGUCAGGAAAUGGCCGUGCAAUGGAACUGCCGCCGUUACCACAGGCGCUCAGUGCUCAAGGUGGGAGAUUUCCUCCGGCCUCGAGGUUGGCGGGAUUGUCCUCCAUGCUGAACCCAGCUGAACCCGAAGAGAGUUCCCAAGCACGGAGACGAAAAGCCUCGCACUUGGACUCGCCCAGCUCUUCAUCUGCCAGGCUUCCUCCACUGGCGACUAGCGACCCUUCGUUCCACCCUUCAAGAGCAACGCCUACUCCGACGUCUAUGAAUCUGCCCGGUUCUUAUGGCGAGAGGCCUCCACGCAGGAUUUUGACUCCAAGGUCGCCUUCACUGCAGCGUGCUGCAAGCCUCAACCAGCUCAAUGCACCAACUUCAGCGACGUACAGUGCACAGCAAGCGCCUUGCGCAGUUUCUCCACGGAGCAGAGCCUACGCUAUCGAACCAGGAACAUCUGGCGUGCCGCCUCUACCUACGCCACCAGCAGGAGCAAGAACAAGUUAUGCUUCUUCCGCCCCAACACCACCAGUGCCAGCCUCGCGACGGACUAGUAUUGGCGGGGCUCGUGGUCAAAGACUUGUGUCUGAAAGCACUAGCCCAAUCUCAUCCUACUCGGGCCACAGUCAGCAAGGUCCGGGCUCUCCCAAUGCGCUUUCAUCCUCGACCUCAAUGCCAACAUUGUCCGCCGCCUACUCUGCUAACCACGAAUCAUCGAGCUCAGGUGGACACGAGCGACAACGACCAUUUGGAGUGCCUAUCUCGUCUUCUGGGGGGCAGAAUGUAUACCAAAUGAUGACUCUGGAGACUACAUCAGGCACAGUGCAACUUCCAGUCGAUGUACAGGCGGCUUCGCGAGUCGCCGACGAAAAGAGAAGGCGCAAUGCUGGUGCCAGUGCUCGAUUCAGGCAGCGGCGCAAAGAGAAGGAGAAGGAGGCUUCGACAAUGAUCUCGAGGCUGGAGCAGCAGAUGAAGGAGAUGGCCGAGGAUGCAGAUUUUUACAAGCGUGAGAGAGAUUAUCUGGCGGGUGUUGUUCUGCAGUCACCUGGUGGAGACCGCCACUUCCCACGACCUCCGUCCCCACGCCAUCGAAGAAGCUCGUCGUUGGCUGGCUACAGCGCAUCAGGAAGCACAGGAUACGCGGCCGCUCAUGAGCAAGGAGGUAGGAGCCCAGAUGAUGGUCGGAAUGUCCGCCGCAGGACGUCGACUGUCUCACUGCCUCCUCCACAAGCGCAGAAUCCGGCACCUAGGCAGCCUUAUCAGCAAGGCUACCCGCCGCAGAACUACGCUCAGCCUCUGGCUCCGCAAUCUCAGCCACCCGCUAUGCAUCAACCUAGCACUCUACUACCAGCGCCUAGUAAUCGCAACACCCUACCUCCUCCACCACCUCCUCCGGGGCCGCUCAUUCAGCUGGCGCCACAGACUGGACCAUGGAAUCCUUAUGAUCAACGAAGACCAGGGCCUCCAGCGCCGCCUGGACCGCCUGGACAGCAUCGCGAGAGUCGAUGA